UGUAUAUAAACUAAGUUUUCUAGGAGUCCCUUCUUUUCGAACUAAAACUGGCAGAGAUGAGCUUACCAAGGGAAGAAAGGAGAAAUGCUACAGCACUAAACAACCAAAUGACGUUAGAGGAGGGAAACAAGAUGUAUCCUGCCUUCAACUGGACAAAUCAUGUUCGAAAUAUUCUAGAUAAUCCGGAGGUGCCAAUAAACUCCAGCGAGGUGAUAAAUGUAGCUGUACCAGUUUAUGUACAGAAGUUGGCUGUGUACAUGCCCAGUGUACCAGCCCGUGUACAAGCUAAUUACCUGCUCUGGAGGUUUAUUAAGGGAAUGGUAUCAUUUUCCGACAAGGAGGCUAGACAGAUUCAGCUGAAGUAUAAUAUGGUUCUCACAGGAAAGGAACAGGAAAGUCCAAGGUGGGAAACUUGCGUGAAAACAACUUCAGGAAACGGAGAGAAUUAUUUAUACUUCUAUGAAGGUUCUUUAACAAACGCAGUUGGAGCAAUGUAUGCCAAGGAAUAUUUCCCUGAGAGCAGUAAACAGAUUGCUGAUGACAUGGUUUCCAAUAUCAAAAAAGAGUUUAAGACUAUGCUAGAUGAGCUAGAUUGGAUGGAUGAUAUUAAACUAAUGUUUAGGAAAGAGUUUAAGACUAUGCUAGAUGAGCUGGAUUGGAUGGAUGAUAUUACAAGAAAGAAGGCCCAUAGUAAGGUGGAUAAAAUGAUGCCAUUUAUUGGUUACGCCAAAGAAAUUCUAGAUGAUAAACUUAUCAACGAGCACUAUAAAGGAUUAGAUUUAAACUCUCCUAGUUACUUGAAGAACUUCUUAAAGCUGAAGACCUUCAUCAACGAGUACUACGUCAAGGUGUUCAGGGACCCAAUUGACAACCACAGCUGGAAGACUCAUGGUGGUGCUGCUAUUGUGAAUGCAUUCUAUAGUCCUAAUGAGAACUCAAUUCAGUUCCCAGCUGGUAUCCUGGAUGGUGUAUUUUUUAAGGAUGACCGGCCCAGCUAUAUGAACUACGGUGCUAUCGGAGUGGUUGUUGGACAUGAGAUCACCCAUGGUUUUGAUGAUACUGGAAGUCAGAAGGAUGGUGAUGGUAACCUGGUAGAUUGGUGGGAGCCCCAAACUAAGAAGAAAUAUCUAGAACGAGCCCAGUGCAUCAUAGACCAGUACAGUAACUUCACCGUGGAAGUAGUUGGAGAAAUCCUUAAUGUUAACGGAAUAAAUACCCAGGGGGAGAAUAUUGCUGAUAAUGGUGGUUACAAGGAGGCUUACAGAGCCUACGAGAAGCUAACUAAGGAGCAAGGGGAGGAGCUUUCUCUACCUGGAUUACCCUACACCCCUCGUCAGCUGUUCUGGAUAUCAGGAGCAGCUGUUUGGUGUAAUAUAUUGAGGGAGGAGGCCCUGAAGAAUAGGGUUCUUACCGAUCCACAUGCACCCGGCAGGUACCGCGUGAAUGGUUCCUACAGAAAUCAGAAGGAGUUCUCCAAGGACUGGAAUUGUCCAAAAGGUUCAAACAUGAACCCGGAGAAAAAAUGUUCCGUCUGGUGAAUCAUGUUUUUUAACUUUAAAGGACUGUUUACCAAUUUUAAAUCCAACAAAACAUUUUUUUCAAACUUUAAAAAUUUCUGGGCGCCUGAAAAUUCAAUACUUUUUGUUUUAAUAUCCAAAGCAAAAGACCAGUGUUUUUCUAGCAAAUUUGGUGGAUUUUAAACUAUUUUCCAAACAUAAGUGUUAAUUUUUAAAUUAAGUAAUUAAUAAUGAUAAAAUGAAUGUUGUUGCAAACAGUAUCGAAUAUUCUAGCGCUACAGGGAAAUUUAUUACCCUUUUUUCUUAUUCUUAUUUCUUAUUCACUAUCUAUGUAUGUAUUUAACAUAUUCAAGAAAAUAAAUAGAAACCGAAAUUUUAAUAGAAAUUAAAACAAUUUAUAAUAUUAUUUAUGCAUAUUUAUAUAGGGUACAAAUCUUGAAAACAUAGUUUCCGCAGACAAAUUGUUAAAUCUGCAAUUUAUACAAAGCACAAUUCUUUAUAAUCUUUAAGUAAAUAUUGGAAUUAAAUGCAAGAUCUAGGAUUUUCAAAA
Molecule: messenger RNA, 2067 nt
Organism: Eurytemora carolleeae
Lineage: Eukaryota; Metazoa; Arthropoda; Copepoda; Calanoida; Temoridae
Product: neprilysin-2
Exons: 14
Coding region: 57-1538 (493 amino acids)
Biological process (GO): protein processing
Cellular component (GO): plasma membrane
Molecular function (GO): metalloendopeptidase activity
Source: RefSeq, a predicted model, not a curated record